Molecule: messenger RNA, 3529 nt
Organism: Pseudoliparis swirei
Lineage: Eukaryota; Metazoa; Chordata; Actinopteri; Perciformes; Liparidae
Gene: col7a1l
Product: collagen type VII alpha 1-like
Exons: 40
Coding region: 15-3122 (1035 amino acids)
Molecular function (GO): serine-type endopeptidase inhibitor activity
Source: RefSeq, a predicted model, not a curated record
GAUAAUCUCAUUGAAUGUCUCCCCAGGGUGAUGCUGGAGCUCCUGGAAAACAUAUUGAGAUGAAGGACAUUGAAGGGAUGUUUGAAGCCUACGGUAUAAGGCUGCCUUUGCUGAAGACUUUGAUUGACAGGCUGCUGCAGGAUGGAAUCGAGGAGCUGCUUCAUGUGCUCGGCAACGCCAAGAGAACAAAGGAAAACACAGAAACUCACACCUCCAACGUCAUCACUGAGUACACAAGUUCAAUGAAGUUUGACCUCACCAGCCAGCCGCUGAAAGAGUUGGACACCGUUGAGGACCCUGAGUUAGAUGCAGCGUCUUUGACGGUUGACCCUUUAAGUGAAACUUCAAAGAGGCCGAGUUCAGGGACCGUCACCCUGAACGGAGAGCAGGAGCUCGACGGGAUUGACUCCAAGUCAAAGGGCUCCAGAGGCAAGGAGGUGGUAGAUGGGAGCAGUGGAGAAGUAUCUCCCCUCAAAAUGAAUCUGACAGUAGUCAAUUCGACAUUCAAUCAUACUGCGACACAGGAGACGGUUUCAGGGUUACCAGAAACUGUGUCGGAGACUGUUCUCCUCACUCAGGAAGACUCCCUGAAGAAGACCUCGGGACAAAAGAGGAAGAACAGGGAACGCGGGAAGGGCAAAGGAAAUAAAGGACGACAUAAGAGGCAGAGACAACGCCUGACAAAUGAUGAGGACCCGCAAGAAGAAGAAAAGGAAGAGGAGUUUUAUAACAGUGAAGACUACAGUUAUGAGUACGAGGAAGAACUCUCCCAAAGUGACUCUUCAGCUCCUCAGGAGAGGAAACACAACGGACAGGAGGAACAAUUACCCACACACAGUCCUGCUCCGUUAGAACUACUGGUGGGAGCCUCCAGUCGUCCUCUAACAUCCCCUACAGAGAGACAAAUAGACGCACAGGAUGAAGUGUCACUUCCUUCGCCUCCCGUCCCAACAGAAGAACCAGACAUGGUGCCUCGAAUCCAGAUCAGGGUGAAGAAAAGCGCCCCUUGGCCCCACACCAUGGUGUUCAUGCCUGGUGCCCCUGGUGGAAGAAGUCAUUUCAAAGAGCCACAAAAACAUCUGUCCUCUGGAGCUCAAGGUUACGACAGCUGGAAUCAAAUGAAGCAAGAACACGCUGACCUUCAAACGCAUUCCAGGAGGCAGAGCCGAGAGCGGAAGGAGAAGCAGCGAUACAGCGACACAGAAAGAGAGAUUCACACAGGAACGCAAGGAGAAGAAGCGACUGAAGCGGAGCAGUGGGAAAUGGAACAAGAGAAAGGAGGAGAGACGGAUGGAAGUGCAGAACCAGGCCCUGACGCUGGGGAGAUUGGUGAAGAAGGACAAAAGGGAGAGCCGGGUAUCGGCCACAGAGGUCCAGAAGGCCAGGCGGGGGCUCCAGGACGGAAGGGUGAACCAGCUGAGCCAGGGCCUCCAGGCGCUCAGGGCAUCCAGGGUAUCCGUGGUAACACAGGCAUGCAGGGCUCCCCUGGACUCAGGGGUGGCCCGGGGGACCCAGGAGAGCCGAGCAGGGAGGGGGGACGGGGGAAAAAGGGGAAACAUGGAUCUCCCGGAUCUCCUGGAACCGAAGGAGCAGCAGGACCUCAGGGUCCUCCUGGUCUGUCUGGAGUCAAAGGAGAAAAGGGCCACAGUGCCCCUGGAGAGCCCGGGGCCAGAGGGCUGUCUGGCUUCCCAGGCAGAAGGGGGGAAAAAGGCCCGUUAGGUAUUAAAGGAGCUCCUGGGGCUUUCGGUCCAAAAGGCUGGCAUGGCAGCAAAGGUGAAAAGGGUAAUCCCGGGUCACCUGGAGUCCGAGGAGAAAGGGGCAGUCGGCUUCAAAUCCAUGGAGCCCGAGGAUUUAAGGGUUCCAAAGGAGAGGCUGGUGAGCGAGGCCCACCAGGUUUUGAUGGCGAUAAAGGAGAAAAGGGCGAGGAUGGUCCUCCUGGCGUCAAGGGCAUAAAGGGGGACGCAGGCGCAAAGGGGGCAUUGGGGCGCUUUGGAGCGCGAGGACCAGGAGGCCAGAAGGGAGAUCCAGGAGAGCCGGGCCUUGAUGGAGUGAUGGGUCGCAAUGGGGAUCAUGGAGAUGACGGGGCCGCGGGGGACAAAGGAGACAAAGGACCUCUGGGCCAGAAGGGCAAUCAGGGUGAUCCCGGAGAACCAGGCUUCCCAGGAGUCAAAGGGGAAAGUGGAGAAAAGGGUUUUAGAGGUUUUCCGGGACGCACUGGGAGUCCAGGCUUGGAUGGAGAAAAGGGAGAUAUGGGUUUACACGGUACCCCUGGUAUCCCCGGGCUGAAUGGACUCAUCGGGCGCAAGGGCGAUAAGGGACAGGGAGCCACCGAUGGUGCUGACGGUGCUUCAGGAGGGAAAGGAGACAAGGGUGAAACAGGCUUCGCAGGAUUUCCAGGGUUUAAAGGGUCUGCAGGGAAUCCAGGAAAGCUUGGAGAUCCGGGACCACCAGCACCUCCAGGACUCCGAGGGGUCACAGGACCCAAGGGGGACCGGGGCAGAAGGGGCAGAUCGAAGCCAUGUCAGAAGGGAGGGGCCGGGACGACAGGACUAAGAGGAGAGAGUGGCACUUUGGGUAUUGAAGGAGGAAAAGGGGAGAAGGGGGAGCCUGGACUCUCAGCUGAAGAUGUAAUGGAGAUAGUCACCCAGGAGGUGACAGAAAAGUGUGGGUUGGAAUACAAAUUCAUGGUAAAGUCUGUGGAUCCAGAUGGAACAACGGCAGUGAUUAAGAAUAAAAAAGAGCCAGGUGAUAAGGAAGUGGAAGAAGGAGAAGAAGUGAAUGAAUAUGAAGACACACUGGAAAGAAAUACCAGUCCUGACCCUGCGAUCCUACCAAACCGCACAGAUUCUCUUGAGGGAGGGACUGCAGAGUGGGGACAGAGGAAGAAAAGAGGGAUGUUUGGAACCGACACAACUGCAGACCACUGCCUGGAGCCGAUGUCGGAGGGGGCCUGUUCAGAAUAUGUUCUGCUCUGGUACUUCCACCCUCGAUCCGGUGAAUGCAGACCGUUUGUGUUCGGGGGCUGUGGUGGCAACAGAAACCAGUUUGCCUCAAGACAAGAGUGCCACAGUUGGUGUAGGAUGGAGAAGAGAGGGAGGGGGAACCAGUCAGAUGAAAUAUAGCCUACAUUGUACCAAUGUCAGAUGAGUACAAACACAUUAAAACAAUAUAUUACAAGUUUUGGUUGUACAGUAUGAAUGAGAGGAUACUACAAUAUUCUGUCCUCCUUUUAUUCCUUGUAACAAAAAUAUAUUUAAACUUCCACAAGUACCAAACUCUGUCGAGGAAACUAGCAACGCACAUUGAGAAGAUCAUUAUUGUACAUAACUGUGUAAAAUGUCAUAAUGUUGUAUUUUCUACUGGAUUUAUUUAUAUAUUUCAACAGAUCUUGAUUUGUUUUAUGGACAAAUUGUGUUGAAAUUCAAAAUGUUAAUUUUGUCAUUUUUAUACAUGUUUCUGAAAUAGACUUAAGACAUACGACUGCGUCAAAAGUAAUCCAUUGUUUAACACGACUGACAUAUUAAAUCUA